Trematosphaeria pertusa is the source of this 623-nucleotide messenger RNA. RefSeq lists its product as uncharacterized. The record is from RefSeq and is a predicted model, not a curated record. The transcript has a single exon. NCBI's taxonomy places the organism in Eukaryota, Fungi, Ascomycota, Dothideomycetes, Pleosporales, Trematosphaeriaceae. The coding region runs from base 148 to 531 and encodes 127 amino acids.
AACAUCACUACAAAAGCGGACAGUAGUCUUUUGGAGGAGGGAGGGGCGGCAGAUUCAGACAAUUCGCAGUUAGACCGGGUGGGAAAAGUUGCAGCUCUCAAUUACGGUUCCUCGUUGGUUUUUCAAUCGUUGGUUUUUCAAAGCGGCAUGCACCUUUACGACUUACGACCGGGGCAAAGGCGUCCGGGAUCAGGGCGGACCUUUUCCUUUUUUCUUGCUUGCAAACACUCUCAUCUUCUCUUGCUUUUCGGCGCCAUUGUGCUAAACAAAAAUAUCCAUCGCGUGGGCGUCGUCGGACUGGCUCAUGCGGAGAUUGCUCUUCUUCUCUGGUGUUUCGGUACAUACUGUAUGUACAUGGCCGGCAGGCAGCGCUCCUUACUCUGCUUAGCAACUGCGCAACACAGCAUAGUGCAAGACGUCCGCAUGAUGCCGUGGACAUGCUUUACGGUGGUGGUGCUAUCUUCGCUAUAUUCUUCUAUUUCAUUGAGCCAAGUCGAGUCUUCCAUGGACAGGUACCGCUACUCAAAAUAAGCAUUCCAUGUUUCAGCGCCUCAUCAUAUGGGUUGAGUAGAGUAAAGAGAAAGUAGCCAGCCGUCAUCGAAUGCUUAGUAUGCACAUCGUCA